Messenger RNA from Mytilus trossulus (common blue mussel), 893 nucleotides. RefSeq lists its product as uncharacterized. Lineage: Eukaryota; Metazoa; Mollusca; Bivalvia; Mytilida; Mytilidae. The transcript has 2 exons. Gene Ontology annotation, biological process: DNA integration; DNA recombination. The record is from RefSeq and is a predicted model, not a curated record. Gene Ontology annotation, molecular function: DNA binding. Bases 45 to 893 code for a protein of 282 amino acids.
GAGGUCGUCAGGAGCAUGCAUCCCUCCUUCUUGGAGACCUUACUAUGAAGCAAGACUCCAAUGGGAAAGAAUAUGUGGAAUUUAAUGAGAGAACAACUAAGACGAGAACUGGCGCCAAGUCUUCUGACUAUAGAGCAGUAGCACCUAAAAUGUUCGAACAAAAAGAAAACCCAAACUGUCCGAUAAAAAUGUUAAAAUUGUACAUCAGCAAAAGACCAGCAGAUCUUCAAAAUGACCCAUCAUCCAAGUUUUAUUUAAGACCUUUGGACAAACCUAAGGAAGAUGUAUGGUAUUCACAUCAAUGUAUUGGGAAGAACAAAUUGGGGACUAUGAUGAAAACUAUGGCCGAGGCCGCACAGUUAUAUGGCCGUAAAGUCAAUCAUUCAACCCGUAAAACUUUUGCAACCAGUUUGUUACAUUCAGAGCGCCCACCUACUGAAGUUGCCCAGCUAGGCGGAUGGAAAGGAAUCUCGACACUCACACACUAUAAUUUUCCGUCUAUGAAACAACAAGACCAGGCAUCAAAUAUCAUAUCAAAUGUUGUCAUUCCUCCAUGUUCCAGCAAUCAGAAUGAAACGGCACCUGAGAAUUCAGAUAAGGAUACCAGUGACUGUCCUGAAUAUGAUAUUCACAUUGUUUCCUCUCAAGAAAAAACUCUUGAUAUUCAUUAUGACAAGGAAAAUGAUUCAGAGCUAUCUAUGUUUGAAAAACCAUCUCAGGCUUCUAGCAUUGUUAACAAUAGUAAAAGUAACAUGAUUGCCAAUAGAAAAGACUGCAGUAAUCCAUUCAGUAUUCUAACUGGCGCUGUUAUUAAUGGUGGAGUCAUAAAUCUAAACAUAUUUUCUGGGAAGAGGAAACGGGAUGACUUUUCCAGCUCUCAAGAGUCUAAAUAA